GGGCGGGCGUAGAGGGCUGACGGACGCGGCGAGCGGCCAGUACGAGCCCGGAGUAGUCUGCGCUCUGGCCUGGAAGCGCCGGACCCACCGGAGAGGUGUGUUGGCGGCUGGCGGAGUGAGGCUUUGGCAGACAUGGCACCCAACGCGCUGGCUCCCGAACCGGAGAGUCGGAAGGGCAUCCGGGCCGUGUUGCUGGGGCCGCCCGGGGCUGGCAAGGGGACCCAGGCACCCAAACUGGCAGAAAACUUCUGUGUCUGCCAUUUGGCCACCGGGGACAUGCUGAGAGCCAUGGUGGCUUCAGGCUCAGAGCUGGGGAGAAAGCUGAAGGCGACGAUGGACGCUGGAAAACUGGUGAGUGAUGAAAUGGUUGUGGAGCUCAUUGAGAAGAAUUUGGAGAGUCCUUCAUGCAAAAAUGGCUUUCUUCUAGAUGGCUUCCCUCGGACUGUGAGACAGGCUGAAAUGCUUGAUGACCUCAUGGAGAAGAGGAAAGAGAAGCUUGAUUCAGUGAUUGAGUUCAGCAUUCCAGACUCCCUGCUGAUCCGGAGGAUCACUGGAAGGCUGAUUCACCCCAAAAGUGGCCGGUCCUACCAUGAGGAGUUCAACCCUCCAAAGGAGCCCAUGAAAGAUGAUAUCACUGGAGAGCCCCUGAUCCGCAGGUCAGAUGACAAUGAGAAGGCCUUGAAGAUCCGCCUAGAGGCCUACCACACUCAGACCACCCCACUCGUGGAGUACUACAGGAAACGGGGCAUUCACUGUGCCAUCGAUGCGUGCCAAACCCCUGAUGUCGUGUUUGCGAGCAUCCUAGCAGCCUUCUCCAAAGCCACAUCCUAGUAAAAGAAGGCCAGGCGAGACUACACCCUGCUCAUCUCCCUGCCGCGUGAUCCCUGCUCUUAGGUGCUGGGCAGAAGGGAAAGGGGUGGUCACGGGAAGGAAGGAUGGUGAGGGAGGUGGUGAGGGGCUCAAGACGAGCAUUUGGAACGUGGCAGUGUUGUAAUUAGAAAGAUUUUUCUUAAACGCAUAGGUGGGAAUUUGUAAAGUACAAGCAAAGGAAAAGAUUAAUUUUUUUAAAAACUGUGAUCGGAGGGCAUUGGUGCAAAUGAGGAGCUAAGGUAUUAUUUUUUAAGCCAUCAAGCUUUCAUUUACUCUGGACCACAAAG
Molecule: messenger RNA, 1157 nt
Organism: Peromyscus eremicus (cactus mouse)
Lineage: Eukaryota; Metazoa; Chordata; Mammalia; Rodentia; Cricetidae
Gene: Ak2
Product: adenylate kinase 2
Exons: 7
Coding region: 133-831 (232 amino acids)
Biological process (GO): ADP biosynthetic process
Cellular component (GO): mitochondrion; cytoplasm
Molecular function (GO): AMP kinase activity; ATP binding
Source: RefSeq, a predicted model, not a curated record